Messenger RNA from Drosophila subobscura, 252 nucleotides. Its product is annotated as zinc finger protein 706-like. Bases 15 to 248 code for a protein of 77 amino acids. NCBI's taxonomy places the organism in Eukaryota, Metazoa, Arthropoda, Insecta, Diptera, Drosophilidae. The record is from RefSeq and is a predicted model, not a curated record. The transcript has a single exon.
CUUAAUGAAAAACAAUGGCACGCGGUCAUCAGAAGAUCCAGUCGCAGGCCAAGACAGCCGAGGAGCAGGCCAAGAUUAAGAAGCAACAGGGGCACAGUGAUCAGGACCAAAAGAAGGCCGCCCAAAAGGCGCUGCUGCAUGUGUGUGCCAUCUGUAUGUCACAGAUGCCGGAUCCAAGGACCUACAAGCAGCAUUUUGAGAAUAAGCAUCCAAAGAGCCCGCUGCCCGAGGAGCUGAAGAGUAUUUAAGAGG